Molecule: messenger RNA, 327 nt
Organism: Morus notabilis
Lineage: Eukaryota; Viridiplantae; Streptophyta; Magnoliopsida; Rosales; Moraceae
Exons: 2
Coding region: 1-327 (108 amino acids)
Source: RefSeq, a predicted model, not a curated record
AUGGAUCUCAACCUAGCGUUAAGGGUUGAUUCUCCUACACCUCUUAUAGAUAAGAGUGCCUCUGAUGAAAAAAGGGAUAUGGAAAGGUGGGAGAAAUCAAAUCGCAUAUGUAUGAUGACCAUGAAGAAGAACAUUCCGGAAGCAUUCAGGGGCAUAAUGUCUGAAAAGAUUACUAUGGCUAAGGAGUUCUUUGCAGACAUUGAAAAGAGGGAGUACAUCAUGGAGAUGUCUCUUCUUACUUCAAAGUUGAAAGCACUUAAGCUAGAACUUUCUAAGGACUUGCUAGUGUAUUUUGUUCUGAUAUCCCUUCCGACACAGUUUAUCUAG